This is a messenger RNA of Prunus mume (Japanese apricot), 2135 nucleotides long. Its product is annotated as BTB/POZ domain-containing protein At3g19850-like. The record is from RefSeq and is a predicted model, not a curated record. NCBI's taxonomy places the organism in Eukaryota, Viridiplantae, Streptophyta, Magnoliopsida, Rosales, Rosaceae. Gene Ontology annotation, molecular function: protein binding.
UCUCUCUCUCUCUCUCUCUCUCCUUUUUUAAUCUUUUGGGACAGAACAGAAGUUCUCUUGUUUCAACACGGUUCACUGAUUAAAUUAAAAGAUUGCUGAUGAGUCAUGAUGCUCCUCCUAAAGGUCAAAAACUUGUACUCUUUAUUUAUUAUUGAUUUAUUUUUAAUCAAACACUCGUACCCUUUAUAAAUAGGGUCACUGCUAGGCGUGUACAAACAUUUUCCUUUUCCCCUUGUCUUGGGCCAGCAGCACAUUAGCUUUCAGCCUUCUCUUGCGGUCUGUGAUGCAGAUAGAGGUUUGUUGAAAUUCAUUCAAUGCAAAAACAGCUAUGUCACAACUCUCUGAUUUUCAAAUCCACAUUAAUGGUCAGCAAACAUUCUUUGUGAAUGAGGAGAUUUUAUCAACAUAUUCAGGAAGGUUGAAGAAGAUCAUCAAGCAGGAAAGGAGAAGGACCCAGAUCAAGAAUUCAGGGAUUGAAAUCGAUGACUUCCCUGGAGGCCCUGAUGGGUUCGAGUUAAUUUCUCGAUUCUGUUACAACAACGGAAGAAUCACAACCACAGUUUCAAAUGUGUCCCUCCUCCACUGCUGUGCAGUCUACCUUGGUAUGACUGAGAAGCUCUCAACUUGCAAUCUAUUGCUGCAAACACAAGUCUUUCUUGAUGGACUUUUUGAGUGGUCAUGGAAAGACAUACUAGUCUGCCUCAAGAGCUGCGGCUCAUUCUGCAACUACGCAGAUUCGUCUGGUCUGCUAGACAAACUCAUUUGUGCUCUGUUGGCUAAGAUCACUCAAAAUUCAGAUAUAAGCAGCCUCAUUGCCGCGUCGUCUUCUACGUCCUCUUCUCCAGAAACUGCAUCUGGGUUUAGACCCUCUUCCUCAUAUAAGAACACCCCUGAAUCAAUCAAGCCAAGCUCAUCAAGCAGAGCUUGGUGGUUUGAUGAUGUGGCCAUUUUACCACCAAAGAUCAUUGAAAAACUCUUCCAGAGUUUGGGUGCUUAUGGAGCUGAUAACAACAGCUUGAUCCUCACAAGAUUUCUCCUUCAUUACCUGAAAGUUUCAGCUCAGAGGAAAGCUAAUUAUAAUCAUACAUCAUCAGCUGCUGUGAAUUCAAAAUGUGAGUUUGGUGGUCUUGUGGACACAGCUGUUCAUGGGGUCAUUUGGGUUGGGAGAAAAACGUUUUCCUGCAGAGCGCUGUUUUGGGUAUUGAGGAUUGUGUCUGGCUUUGGACUGAGUAAAGAGUACAGGCUUGGUUUGGAAAGAUUGAUUGGUGGAAUGCUUGAUGAAGCAACAUUGGAUGACUUGCUAGUGUCUGGGCAUGACAGGGGUGUUUAUGAUGUCAAUCUUGUGAUAAGAUUGAUAAGAGUGUUUGUUAAAAGUGAUGGAGUGUCAGUGCAGAAGUUGAAGAUAGCCGGGAGAUUGAUUGAUAAGUACUUGGGUGAAAUAUCCCCUGAUCAGAAUCUCAAGAUUUCUAAAUUUUUGGGAGUUGCAGAGAGUUUACCUGAUUCUGCCAGGGAUUGCUUUGAUGGGGCCUACAGAGCCAUUGAUAUCUAUCUUGAGUCUCAUCCUAGUCUUUCAUUUGAGGAGCGGUCAAGAUUAUGCAGAUGCCUAAACUAUGAAAAGCUGAGCCUUGGAGCAUGUAAAGAGCUUGCCAAGAAUCCAAAAAUCCCACCAAGGGUUGCCAUGCAAGCCCUUAUGUCUCAACAAUCCAAAAUAACACCACCAACACCAAAACCAAAACAACAAUGUGUAAAUUAUGAAAGGGUUGUGUACAAUGGUGAUGCUGAUGAUGAAGAGAGCUUAGCGGAAGAAGGGAAGAUGGAAGAAACACUAAACUUGCAGAGGAUGCAAUGGAGGGUGGUGGAGUUAGAGAAACUGUGCAGGCAAAUGAAGGGGCAGAUGUCAAGGAUGGUGAAGCAUAAUCAUGUUUUGGCUACCCCAACUCAUGCUAGACCGCUGCCUAGACUUUGUUGAUUAAUCAAUUUUUCUUCUAGGAGCUCCAUUAAAAAUAUACGGUUAAAUAUUAUUGUAAAAGAUUGUUAUAUUUUCAGUGCGUAUUCUCUCCUCCUUUUAUUUUUCCUUGGAGAUGAAAAUGUAAUUGGGGGAUUGCUUGUAAAUAUCAAAAUUAGAUAUCAUUUAA